Molecule: messenger RNA, 707 nt
Organism: Lineus longissimus
Lineage: Eukaryota; Metazoa; Nemertea; Pilidiophora; Heteronemertea; Lineidae
Exons: 4
Coding region: 23-664 (213 amino acids)
Source: RefSeq, a predicted model, not a curated record
UCAAGGACUUAGUGAGUUUUUGAUGCACGAUUACAAGAUGUCAACUCCCUUGUUCGUCGCCGUUUUGCUAGUGUCCGUCACAGCUUCCCUGGCAUGUAAAGGCCAUUACACUCCUUUGAUCAGGGGAGAGUGUAUGGGUCACAAUCUUGGGAGCAUGAUCCACGGCGAAAGACAUCCAGGAUGUCGGGCCAGAUGUGACGACACCCCCGGCUGCAGAGGCUACUGGUUCAAAGUUGACAUGCCCGGAAGAAGACUGAGGUGCCAGCUCAAGUCGGCCAUGUGCAAUAACGCGGUGGGGGCAGGAGAGCGCCAGAUGGGACGAAUGUGGCAACGAGAAGGCUGCCCUGUGGUCGAGCCUGUGGUUCGGCCACCGCCACCAGCUCCAGUCACCCACGUCCACGUGAUCAACGUGCCCGCCCCGGAGCCCGAGACCCAGUACAUCACUGUGCCCGCACCGGAGCCCGAGACGCAGUACAUCACUGUGCCUGCACCAGAGCCCGAGACCCAGUAUGUCAACGUUCCAUCUCCUCAGAUCAUCUAUGGCCAGCAAUCUCCUGAGCCUCAGGUCACCUACAGUUAUGUCCCUGCAGCACAACAAGUCGUGUACUCAAAUAAACCCGAGUCGUCCUCGUCCUCGUCUUCAUCAGAAGAGGACGACGAUUAAAAUAAUUGUACGUGUAACAGCUGAAUAAAAGAAUUUAAAAAGA